GUUCAGACUUGUUGUGUUUUCAGAUUGUGUAGAGGCAGCUAUAGGUAGGUGCCAGGGGCAGAUCAGCCGUGUGCUGCUCACUUGAGUACAGCGUUGCAAAAGAGCAAAGGUUGCUGGAGUUAGUGAGGCAAUCAAGCGGAGAUAAUCUUUUCAUUUUCAGGGGUAAAAGUCUGAGGGGACUUGUUGAUGAACUAAACGUCAACUCAGCAGCAAAAGGAUGUGGUUUCGUAGCAAGCCCGUGCAAAAAACCGAGCCUCAUGCAGAAGGGGAGGAUGCCCCAGAUAAAAUUGUUCCUCAUACUUCAAAUGGUCGUUGCCGUGGAGACGCUGACGAGUCUGAAUAAGGAGGCGAGGAGGAUUCCCCAGCCAGACAGACCUGAGGAGACAGAGGACAGGAAACACAUGUCUAUAAUGGACCAGCAGCACGCCAAAGUGGAGCGAUUUCUCAAGUUGGGCUACUCUCACAGUGACAUCCUGAGGGUCCUGGAGAACCUCCGCCAUGACGCCCAGACCAACGACAUCCUGGAGGAGCUGAUAAAGACCUGCCACACUCGCAGCAACAAAGGUGGCCCAGACAGUCCCAAGCUGGUGUCCAGAGGCUGCAGCCCCGUCCCCAGUCAGCCCAGACCUGGACCGGACCGAGAGCCGGUCGCCGGCUUCAGACCGGUGGUUAUAGAUGGAAGCAACGUGGCCAUGAGCCAUGGCGACAAGAAGGUGUUUUCGUGUCAGGGCCUCCAGCUGGCGGUGAGCUGGUUCUGGGACAAAGGGCUGCGAGACAUCACCGUGUUCGUUCCCCUGUGGAGGAAGGAGCAGCCGCGACCUGAGGCACCCAUCACAGAUCAACAUGUCCUCCAUGAGCUGGAGAGGAGGAAGAUCCUGGUGUACACGCCAUCUCGCUGCGUAAACGGCAAGAGGGUGGUGUGCUACGACGACCGCUACAUCGUCAAGCUGGCCUUCGACUCGGACGGCAUCAUCGUGUCCAACGACAACUACCGCGACCUGCAGACGGAGAACCCCCAAUGGAAGAAGUUCAUAGAGGAGAGGCUGCUGAUGUACACCUUCGCUAAUGACAAGUUCAUGCCUCCAGACGAUCCUCUGGGUAGAAACGGUCCCACCAUUGAUGAUUUUCUCCGGAAGAAGCCGUGGACCCCAGACAACAAGCUGCAGCACUGUCCUUACGGAAAGAAGUGUACUUAUGGAGUCAAGUGUAAGUUCUACCACCCAGAGCGGGCUAACCAAUCACAGCUGUCUGUGGCCGACGAACUGAGGGCGCUGAGAGACAGAGCUAAGAACUUCUCGCCCAAACCGAGCCUGCAGGACCCGCACUGCUGCCCCGCUGCGUAUCAGCCGGAGCUCAGAUACACUUCGUCCACCCCUCCGCCUCUGAGCAUAGACGACCAGUCCCUCAGGGCUUCGCCCAUCUACCACAGAGACACCAAUAGCCCGAGAAGCCAGCCUAACACGAGCCUCCACCACCUCUGCCCGAGCCCGGACGUGGACGAGGCCUUCGGCUCCCUGGAUGGCUCCAUGUCCAGGCUCUACAUCCAGGACGGGCCCUACAGCGGGGAGCGUCCUCCCCACAGCUACAGCAGCGGAGUGGCCAGCUACAGCCUGAGCCACGACGACUACUCCCUCUCCGGGUCCUUCGGCGGCGGGAGCACCCAGAGGCCCUGCCUGAGCGGGGGAGGUUACUACCCUUAUCAAAACGGUUCAAUGCCCUGCGAACGCUCCGUGUGCAGCCAGUGCAGGUGUGGUCACCAGGAGACAAGGAUGUCCCACCACCACCACCAGCAGCCGGCAUGGAGCUCCUGCCCGGCUCUGCCUCCGCAUAACGGGGAGUACCCCGGCCGGUAUUCAGAGAAGCAGUACUUGAGACAGCCCUCCGACAGACAGAGCCACAGCUUACCGAGGGACCCGUGGGGGCAGGGCAGAGCCAAGAGUCCGUCCAGCGAGCAGAGGAAGGGCCUGAGGAGCCAGCUGAGCGCCCUCUUCCCUCAGAGCACCGUGGAGCAAGUCAUGAACGCUUACCCACACGUCUCAGACAUGAACGAACUGAUGUCUCUGAUCCAGAGAUACAGGACCACCAACAUCUCCUUCUAGAUUAGAAAGACUCUUUUCUUUGUUUUGACUCAAACUGAGUCCCCAUCAGAGUUCUCAUCCCAGAAGCAAAGUGAAAACUGAAAAAAAAAGAACAUUUCUCUCAUUACAAAUCACACCGUGGCAAAACUACCACUCGACUAACUCGCCCUUUAUUUUCAGCAUUAAAACGUGACUCAAUCUGAUGAAGUCAUGAAAAUGUAGCAGACUGAAUGCUAUUUCUUUUAGUAUAAAGGUGCAAUGCACUACGCUCUGUACAUGCUACUUAUUGUAGCAGUGAACAUGUAUAAUUAAAGCAGCAUGUGUUGUUUUCUCAUGUUGCCUCAAAGUGAGGAACUCUAAUAGACUAUUCUGUACUUGUGUAGAGAAUGUCAUUGACCUGUUUUUAUAUGAACUGUGUUUUUGCUGUUCCUGUGAAAUAAAAGCACUCAAAUAACUCUG
This is a messenger RNA of Sebastes umbrosus (honeycomb rockfish), 2537 nucleotides long. Its product is annotated as probable ribonuclease ZC3H12D. Bases 258 to 2099 code for a protein of 613 amino acids. The record is from RefSeq and is a predicted model, not a curated record. Lineage: Eukaryota; Metazoa; Chordata; Actinopteri; Perciformes; Sebastidae. Gene Ontology annotation, cellular component: cytoplasmic ribonucleoprotein granule; nucleus. Gene Ontology annotation, molecular function: metal ion binding; mRNA binding; RNA endonuclease activity. Gene Ontology annotation, biological process: 3'-UTR-mediated mRNA destabilization; nuclear-transcribed mRNA catabolic process, RNase MRP-dependent. The transcript has 6 exons.